This is a messenger RNA of Amoebophrya sp. A25, 1117 nucleotides long. NCBI's taxonomy places the organism in Eukaryota, Dinophyceae, Syndiniales, Amoebophryaceae. The record is from the annotation of a GenBank genome assembly.
GCUACGGUGGUUUCCAGGCGGAAGAUGGAGGGAUUAUUUGAAUUUGAUGUGGGGGUUUAGAAAUGAAAUGGUGGACAGGAGGGGCCAGAUUUAGAGCUACAGAAUAAGCUAGGGUAUAUGAGUUUCGUUGCAUUAGCGUUCUUGGACUUGGUGAAGGCAACGUUGUACGAGUAUGAGUGAAGCUCUAUCGGCAUUUCUAGCAUCCUUGGGUGAUGAGGCUAAGGUUGGGUCAACAUCCCAGGAUGGUGUACUAGGUCACGCAACUCAACAACGCAAUGGCAACAAGAAUAUAGAAGUGGCUGCCGGAGAAAGGGACGAACGAAUUAUACCGUUUCGUCUUGAGCUGUCAUUACGCGGAUCUACUUCUUCUAUCUCAGCUGCUGAAACUGCAGAAUUCGUGCGGAAGUGGGUGAACUUGCAAUUGAUACUGCAAAAACGAGUACGCGAUGUCUGCAAUAGUUUUUUGGCCUAUACGAAAGCUAAUCCAGUUUCUGUGGCAAGUGUGGGUCUUCGAAUGCGCUUGAUUGCAGACGAAAAACGACUCUUCGCUGAGCACCGAGAUCAUUGGGACAAUCUGGCACAGGGCUUGACGCAACAAGUGGAGCUACUGCGAAAAUACACGGAAGCGUGCUUUAAUUUGGUUCAUGUUGACCGUGGCCUCGAGCUCGACGAUGAAGGUGCCGAAAAUUUUAGCAGGAGCACUGAAAUUCUAGCAGCGCUAGGGAGACUCGAAGCACGGUUACGGACAGAGCUUAGUAGAGAUAGACCGGCCGACGUCAGGUCACCACUCGUCGAAGAUGAGCUCGGCCACCUCAGCUUUAGCACGACGCAAACGGAGUCACAGGAGUUCGUGUCUGAAGAAUCCCAGUCACUUCAACAGCAUCUCGAUCUCGUCCCCAUCAAACUUCUCAACGCUUUGUGGAAAUCGAUCUUGUUAAGGGAGACGCUUUUGCAGCGGCUACACGAAGUUUUCGUACUUUACGCCGACGUCGAUCUUGAGCCGUGUAAGAGGGCGAUCCAACGCUGUGUCGUCAUAUGGAUGGAGGACCCCUUUUCAGAUGAUGUUAUAGACACAGACGAACGAAGGUUGAAAAACAUCGUUGUAACACCUACAUGA